GGCGCGCAGGGCUGGGCCGCGCCGCCGCCGUGCCUGAGCGCCCCACCGCCCCGGCUCAGCUCGCGGCGCCCACGCCCGCACCCAACCUGGCCCGGCGGCUGCGGAGCUCACGGGGCAGGAGCGCAGGGGCCCGCCCAGGCGCGGAGACCGCGCGGAGGUAGCGCCGCGCCGCCCGCCAGGCCCUAGAGCCGCAGCGUCGCCGCUCGCCGGCCGGCACGGCCCGGAGGCCCGAGCCAUGGAAUCGGAGGAGGAGCAGCACAUGACCACGCUGCUGUGCAUGGGCUUCUCGGACCCCGCCACCAUCCGCAAGGCCCUGCGCCUGGCCAAGAACGACAUCAACGAGGCCGUGGCGCUGCUCACCAACGAGCGGCCGGGCCUCGACUACGGCGGCUACGAGCCGAUGGACAGCGGCGGCGGCCCCAGCCCCGGCGGGGGCCCCCGGGGCGACGGCGGCGGGGACGGCGGCGGCGGCGGCCCCUCCCGCGGCGGGAGCACCGGCGGCGGGGGCGGUUUCGACCCCCCGCCCGCCUACCACGAGGUGGUGGACGCGGAGAAGAAUGAUGAAAAUGGAAACUGCUCAGGGGAAGGAAUUGAAUUCCCUACAACAAAUUUGUAUGAAUUGGAAAGCCGUGUUCUGACUGAUCACUGGUCCAUCCCCUACAAGCGGGAAGAAUCUCUAGGCAAAUGCCUGUUGGCUUCCACCUACCUGGCAAGACUCGGUCUUUGUGAAUCUGAUGAAAAUUGCAAACGAUUUAUGGACAGAUGUAUGCCUGAAGCAUUUAAAAAGCUCCUGACCUCAAGUGCUGUUCACAAGUGGGGGACUGAAAUUCAUGAAGGAAUCUACAACAUGCUGAUGCUAUUAAUAGAACUGGUUGCAGAGAGAAUAAAGCAAGAUCCAAUUCCCAUUGGUCUCUUGGGUGUACUUACAAUGGCUUUCAAUCCUGAUAAUGAAUACCAUUUUAAAAACAGAAUGAAAGUGUCUCAGAGGAAUUGGGCAGAAGUGUUUGGAGAGGGAAAUAUGUUUGCUGUUUCACCUGUAUCUACUUUCCAAAAGGAGCCACACGGAUGGGUUGUGGAUUUGGUCAAUAAGUUUGGGGAAUUAGGAGGAUUUGCAGCAAUCCAAGCCAAGCUCCAUUCAGAAGACAUAGAACUUGGGGCCGUCUCAGCCCUGGUGCAGCCCUUAGGAGUGUGCGCAGAGUACCUGAAUCCCUCUGUGGUGCAGCCCAUGCUAGACCCAGUCAUUCUAACCACGAUCCAGGAUGUGCGGAGUGUGGAGGAGAAGGACCUCAAGGACAAGAGAUUGGUUAGCAUCCCUGAGCUCUUGUCUGCCAUUAAGUUACUCUGCAUGCGCUUCCAACCGGACCUGGUGACGGCCGUGGAUGAGCUGCGGCUGGACAUCCUGCUGCGCAUGCUGAAGUCGCCACACUUCAGUGCUAAGAUGAAUUCCCUCAAGGAGGUAACCAAACUAAUAGAAGAUAGUACUUUAUCCAAAUCUGUGAAGAAUGCUAUAGAUACAGACAGAUUAUUAGAUUGGCUCGUUGAAAACUCAGUUCUGUCAAUUGCACUGGAAGGCAACAUAGACCAAGCCCAAUACUGUGAUCGUAUAAAGGGAAUCAUUGAACUCUUGGGCAGCAAAUUGUCUUUAGAUGAACUCACUAAAAUUUGGAAGAUACAGUCUGGACAAUCGUCUACCGUAAUUGAGAACAUUCAUACAAUCAUUGCUGCGGCAGCUGUGAAGUUUAAUUCCGAUCAGCUUAAUCAUUUAUUUGUUCUUAUUCAAAAGAGCUGGGAGACAGAGAGCGACAGGGUAAGGCAGAAGCUGUUGAGCCUGAUUGGACGAAUAGGCCGGGAAGCUCGCUUUGAGACCACUUCUGGAAAGGUGUUAGAUGUGCUCUGGGAACUGGCUCAUCUUCCCACCCUGCCCAGUAGCCUUAUUCAGCAAGCCCUGGAGGAGCACCUGACAAUCCUGAGCGAUGCAUACGCAGUCAAAGAAGCAAUCAAGCGGAGCUACAUCAUUAAGUGCAUAGAAGAUAUUAAACGGCCUGGAGAAUGGUCAGGUUUGGAAAAAAACAAGAAGGAUGGAUUCAAGCAAGGUGGGCUGACUGGGGAUUAUGUCUCCCUGCCAGGCUACACAGAAACUAAGCAAAGGUCAUCUCAGCUUAAUAAUCCCCAGUUUGUAUGGGUGGUACCAGCUUUGCGUCAACUCCAUGAAAUCACCCGCUCAUUCAUAAAACAAACCUAUCAAAAGCAAGACAAGAGCAUUAUUCAAGAUUUGAAGAAAAAUUUUGAAAUAGUGAAAUUGGUAACGGGAAGUUUGCUAGCUUGUCACCGACUCGCAGCUGCUGUGGCCGGGCCUGGGGGCUUAACUGGCUCAACGCUGGUGGAUGGCCGGUACACUUACCGGGAGUAUUUAGAGGCACAUCUAAAAUUUCUGGCAUUUUUCUUGCAAGAAGCUACUCUUUAUCUCGGUUGGAAUCGUGCCAAGGAAAUCUGGGAGUGUCUUGUGACCGGCCAGGAUGUCUGUGAAUUAGAUAGAGAGGUGUGUUUUGAGUGGUUCACCAAGGGGCAGCAUGAUCUUGAGAGUGAUGUUCAGCAGCAGCUCUUCAAGGAGAAAAUUCUGAAGUUGGAGUCAUAUGAAAUCACCAUGAAUGGUUUUAACUUAUUUAAGACUUUUUUUGAAAACGUGAAUCUCUGUGAUCAUCGUUUAAAAAGACAAGGAGCUCAGUUGUAUGUAGAAAAACUGGAAUUGAUAGGAAUGGAUUUCAUUUGGAAGAUAGCCAUGGAAUCACCUGAUGAAGAAAUUGCUAAUGAAGCCAUUCAGUUAAUCAUAAGCUAUAGUUACAUUAAUCUCAAUCCGAGGUUGAAGAAGGAUUCAGUAUCUUUACAUAAGAAAUUUAUUGCUGAUUGCUAUACAAGAUUAGAAGCAGCAAGCUCAGCACUUGGCGGCCCCACUCUAACACAUGCUGUGACUAGAGCCACAAAAAUGCUUACGGCAACUGCCAUGCCAACUGUAGCAACGUCCGUUCAGUCUCCAUAUAGAUCCACUAAACUUGUAAUAAUUGAGAGAUUGCUGCUUCUGGCAGAACGCUAUGUGAUCACUAUAGAGGACUUUUACUCUGUCCCACGAACUAUUCUACCUCAUGGUGCCUCGUUUCAUGGACAUCUUUUAACUCUUAAUGUUACCUAUGAGUCUACCAAAGAUACCUUCACUGUAGAGGCUCACAGUAACGAAACCAUAGGGAGUGUCCGGUGGAAGAUUGCCAAGCAGUUGUGCUCUCCUGUGGAUAAUAUACAGAUAUUUACAAAUGAUAGCCUGCUGACGGUGAAUAAAGACCAGAAGUUGCUCCACCAGCUGGGCUUUUCUGAUGAGCAGGUCCUGACGGUGAAGACCUCGGGCAGCGGCACGCCCUCCGGGAGCUCAGCAGAUUCCUCCUCCAGCUCCAGCAGCAGCAGCAGUGGCGUUUUCAGUUCAUCAUACGCCAUGGAGCAGGAGAAGUCUCUCCCUGGUGUCGUGAUGGCUCUCGUGUGUAACGUCUUUGACAUGCUUUACCAGCUUGCCAACCUAGAAGAGCCAAGGAUAACUCUACGAGUACGAAAGCUUCUGCUGUUGAUACCCACUGACCCAGCCAUUCAGGAAGCCCUUGAUCAGCUCGAUUCUUUAGGAAGAAAGAAAACACUGCUGUCUGAAUCAAGUUCUCAGUCUUCCAAGUCUCCGUCCCUCUCUUCAAAGCAGCAGCAUCAGCCAAGUGCCAGCUCCAUUUUAGAAAGUCUGUUUCGAUCUUUUGCCCCAGGAAUGUCCACCUUCAGAGUGCUCUACAACUUAGAAGUUUUAAGCUCCAAACUCAUGCCAACAGCGGAUGAUGACAUGGCGAGAAGCUGUGCAAAAUCCUUCUGUGAAAACUUCCUCAAAGCAGGAGGCUUGAGUUUGGUUGUCAAUGUCAUGCAGAGGGACUCCAUUCCAUCAGAAGUAGACUAUGAAACAAGACAGGGCGUUUAUUCCAUCUGUCUGCAGCUUGCAAGAUUUUUGUUGGUUGGACAAACAAUGCCCACGAUGCUAGAUGAAGACCUCGCUAAAGAUGGCAUCGAAGCACUUUCUUCCCGCCCGUUCCGCAAUGUCAGCCGGCAGACCAGCAGACAGAUGUCCUUGUGCGGCACCCCAGAGAAAUCAUCCUACCGACAGCUGUCAGUGUCCGACAGGUCUUCCAUCAGGGUGGAGGAAAUCAUCCCCGCUGCUCGAGUGGCAAUACAGACAAUGGAAGUGAGCGACUUCACCUCCACUGUGGCUUGUUUCAUGAGACUGUCAUGGGCUGCGGCUGCUGGGCGGCUUGACCUCGUCGGGAGUAGCCAGCCAAUUAAAGAAAGUAAUUCUCUGUUUCCUGCUGGAAUUCGAAACAGACUCAGCAGCUCAGGCAGCAAUUGCAGCUCUGGGAGUGAAGGGGAGCCUGCAGCCCUGCAUGCUGGCAUCUGCGUGCGGCAGCAGUCCGUGUCCACCAAAGAUGCACUGAUUGCUGGUGAAGCCCUGUCCCUGCUGGUUACGUGCCUGCAGCUCCGGAGCCAGCAGCUGGCAUCUUUCUAUACCUUGCCCUGUGUUGCUGAUUUUAUCAUCGAUAUUUUGCUGGGAUCGCCAAGUGCUGAAAUUCGCCGGGUUGCCUGUGAUCAGCUGUACACUCUGAGCCAGACGGACACUUCUGUUCACCCAGACGUGCAGAAGCCAAAUCAGUUUCUCCUGGGUGUCAUUCUCACAGCUCAGCUGCCUCUCUGGUCCCCAACCAGUAUAAUGAGAGGCGUCAACCAGAGAUUAUUAUCUCAGUGUAUGGAGUAUUUUGAUUUAAGGUGCCAGUUAUUAGAUGAUCUGACAACUUCAGAAAUGGAGCAGCUAAGAAUCAGCCCAGCUACCAUGCUUGAAGAUGAGAUUACUUGGCUGGAUAACUUCGAGCCUAAUCGCACAGCUGAGUGUGAGACCAGUGAAGCAGACAACAUCUUACUGGCAGGACAUUUACGGCUCAUUAAGACCCUUCUUUCACUCUGUGGGGCAGAAAAGGAAAUGCUUGGUUCAUCACUCAUUAAGCCAUUAUUAGAUGACUUCCUUUUCCGAGCUUCUAGAAUUAUUUUAAAUAGUCAUUCUCCAGCCGGCAGUGCCGCCAUCAGUCAACAGGACUUUCAUCCAAAGUGUAGUACAGUGAAUAGCCGAUUGGCAGCCUAUGAAGUCCUUGUAAUGUUGGCUGAUAGUUCACCUUCAAAUCUUCAAAUUAUUACGAAAGAACUACUGUCUAUGCAUCAUCAACCUGACCCUGCCCUUACCAAAGAGUUUGAUUACCUUCCCCCAGUGGACAGCAGGUCCAGCUCAGGCUUCGUGGGGCUAAGGAACGGCGGCGCGACUUGUUACAUGAAUGCGGUCUUCCAGCAGCUGUACAUGCAGCCCGGGCUCCCCGAGUCCUUGCUUUCAGUGGAUGAUGACACGGACAAUCCCGAUGAUAGUGUAUUUUACCAAGUGCAGUCUCUCUUUGGGCAUUUGAUGGAAAGCAAGCUGCAGUAUUAUGUACCUGAGAACUUUUGGAAGAUUUUCAAGAUGUGGAACAAAGAACUUUAUGUGAGAGAACAGCAGGAUGCAUAUGAAUUCUUUACUAGUCUCAUCGAUCAGAUGGACGAGUAUCUGAAGAAAAUGGGGAGAGACCAAAUUUUUAAGAAUACUUUUCAGGGCAUCUAUUCUGAUCAGAAGAUUUGUAAAGACUGUCCUCACAGGUACGAGCGUGAGGAGGCGUUCAUGGCCCUCAAUCUCGGGGUGACUUCCUGUCAGAGCCUGGAGAUUUCCCUGGACCAGUUCGUCAGAGGAGAAGUCCUGGAAGGAAGCAACGCGUACUACUGCGAGAAGUGCAAAGAAAAGAGAAUAACAGUGAAAAGGACCUGCAUCAAGUCUUUACCUAGUGUCUUGGUGAUUCACUUAAUGAGAUUUGGAUUUGACUGGGAGAGUGGACGCUCCAUUAAAUAUGAUGAACAAAUAAGGUUUCCCUGGAUGCUGAACAUGGAGCCUUACACAGUUUCGGGAAUGGCUCGCCUGGAUUCAUCUUCUGAAGUUGGUGAAAAUGGGCGAAGUGUGGAUCAGGGAGGGGGAGGAUCCCCAAGAAAAAAAGUUGCCCUUACAGAAAACUACGAGCUGGUGGGUGUCAUCGUACACAGUGGGCAGGCACACGCAGGCCACUACUAUUCCUUCAUUAAAGACAGGCGGGGGUGUGGAAAAGGAAAGUGGUAUAAAUUUAAUGACACAGUGAUAGAAGAAUUUGACCUAAAUGAUGAGACCCUGGAGUAUGAAUGCUUUGGAGGAGAAUAUAGACCAAAAGUUUAUGAUCAAACAAAUCCCUAUACUGAUGUCCGUCGAAGAUACUGGAAUGCCUAUAUGCUCUUCUACCAAAGGGUAUCUGAUCAGAACUCCCCGGUGUUGCCAAAGAAAAGUCGAGUCAGCGUUGUGCGGCAGGAAGCUGAGGAUCUCUCUCUGUCAGCCCCGUCCUCACCAGAAAUCUCACCUCAGUCGUCUCCUCGACCCCAUCGACCUAACAAUGACCGGCUGUCUAUUUUAACCAAGCUGGUUAAAAAAGGCGAGAAGAAAGGACUGUUUGUGGAGAAAAUGCCUGUUCGAAUAUACCAGAUGGUGAGAGAUGAAAACCUCAAGUUUAUGAAGAACAGGGAUGUGUACAGUAGUGAUUAUUUCAGCUUUGUCUUAUCUCUAGCUUCAUUGAAUGCUACUAAAUUAAAGCAUCCAUAUUAUCCUUGGAUGGCAAAAGUGAGCUUACAACUUGCCAUUCAGUUCCUUUUUCAAACUUACCUACGGACAAAGAAAAAACUCAGGGCUGACACUGAAGAAUGGAUUGCUACUAUUGAAGCAUUGCUUUCAAAAAGUUUUGAUGCUUGUCAGUGGCUAGUUGAAUAUUUUAUUAGUUCUGAAGGGCGUGAAUUGAUAAAAAUUUUCUUGUUGGAGUGCAGUGUGAGAGAAGUACGAGUUGCUGUGGCCACAAUUCUGGAAAAAACCCUAGACAGUGCCUUGUUUUAUCAGGAUAAGUUGAAAAGCCUUCAUCAGCUGCUGGAGGUACUGCUCGCUCUGUUGGAUAAAGAUGUCCCGGAAAACUGUAAAAACUGUGCUCAGUACUUCUUCCUUUUCAACAGUUUUGUACAAAAGCAAGGUAUUCGGGCGGGAGAUCUCCUCCUGAGGCACUCAGCUCUGCGACACAUGAUCAGCUUCCUCCUCGGGGCCAGCCGGCAGAACAACCAGAUCCGUCGGUGGAGUUCAGCACAGGCCCGAGAAUUCGGGAAUCUUCACAACACAGUGGCGCUACUUGUUUUGCAUUCGGAUGUCUCUUCCCAAAGGAACGUUGCUCCUGGCGUAUUUAAACAGCGGCCUCCAAUUAGCAUUGCUCCCUCAAGCCCUCUGCUGCCCCUCCACGAGGAGGUAGAAGCCUUGUUGUUCUUGUCUGAAGGGAAACCUUACCUGUUAGAGGUCAUGUUCGCCCUGCGAGAGCUGCCGGGCUCGCUGCUGGCGCUCAUCGAGAUGGUGGUGUACUGCUGCUUCUGCAACGAGCGCUUCUCCUUCACCGUGCUGCACUUCAUCAAGAAUCAGCUAGAAACAGCUCCACCCCACGAGCUAAAGAAUAUGUUCCAGCUACUUCAUGAGAUACUGGUCAUUGAAGAUCCCAUACAAGUAGAGCGAGUCAAGUUUGUGUUUGAGACAGAAAAUGGAUUACUAGCUUUGAUGCACCACAGUAAUCACGUGGACAGCAGUCGCUGCUACCAGUGCGUCAAGUUUCUCGUAACUCUUGCUCAAAAGUGUCCUGCUGCUAAGGAAUACUUCAAGGAGAACUCCCACCACUGGAGCUGGGCUGUACAGUGGCUACAGAAGAAGAUGUCGGAACAUUAUUGGACACCACAGAGCAAUGUCUCUAACGAAACGUCAACUGGAAAAACCUUUCAGCGAACCAUCUCAGCUCAGGACACGUUAGCAUAUGCCACAGCUUUGUUGAAUGAGAAAGAGCAGUCGGGCAGCAGUAACGGGUCGGAGAGCAGUCCUGCCAAUGAGAACGGAGAGAGGCAUUUACAGCAGGGUUCAGAGUCUCCCAUGAUGAUUGGCGAGUUAAGAAGUGACCUUGACGAUGUGGACCCUUAGGGGGCGUGCCCGGCGGCUGUGGAUGCUCAGCACCUUUAGAGACGUUUGGCAGAGCCUGGCGAGUGGACGGGAGGGCUGCGUGACGGAGCAGCGAGCACUUUACCAGCGAGCGGGUGUUCCACGGGCGCUGUCUGGCGGUGGGAGGACGCCGGCCUGCGGAUCCGCUGUCCCAGGGCACAGUCCACACCUGCAUCAACACUUCUGUGACGAUUUUAGGAAAUAAAGUUGGUGGCAGACUUUUGUUACAUGAACAUAAGAGUGAGGGGUAAAGCCGUUGCUUUCUCUCUGAUGCUACAAAAGAAAUCCCUUUGGUUUUUAUAUUUUAAGGGAAAAAAGCAGGCUGCCUUUUGCUAUGUGGGGGCAAAUUUUUAAUCUUGUGGUGACAUUGAGUAGGAAUAUCCCGUUUAAAGUGAUGGGCUCGAGUUCCCUCCCGUGGUAAAAUGCUAGUUGCAGAAUGCAGGUUACACAGACCUCUGUAUUUAAUAUGUCUCCCUGGGGUGUAGAGCUUCCGAAGGGUCUGGAAAAGUCCUGGCCAAAGCUUGGAUCUUGAUCAAAUGUUGCCAGGACCAAAAAUCGGGGAAUUAAUUAAGCUCUUUAAGGUAUUUUUCUGAUAUAAAAGAUUGCAAAGAGCAAUAAAAAAAGAAAAAGCAAACCAUGCCGUGUCCCCCAGAAGCACAGGGUGCACCCUGAUGUCGGGCAUAAAGGUCUGAGGUGUUCCCUAACAGACUUGACAGCAGCAAAGUACAAAGCACUUUAAGGUUUGACUUCAUACAGUUACCUUUAAUGCUUGGAGACAUAUUGAAUAAACUGUAGUCUUAAAUCA
Oryctolagus cuniculus (rabbit) is the source of this 8975-nucleotide messenger RNA. RefSeq names its product ubiquitin specific peptidase 24 (gene USP24). Gene Ontology annotation, biological process: protein deubiquitination. Gene Ontology annotation, molecular function: cysteine-type deubiquitinase activity; protein binding. Gene Ontology annotation, cellular component: nucleus; cytosol. NCBI's taxonomy places the organism in Eukaryota, Metazoa, Chordata, Mammalia, Lagomorpha, Leporidae. The record is from RefSeq and is a predicted model, not a curated record.